UUUGUAGAAGAUUGAGCUGCUCGUAACUGUCUUUUGGCGCUGGCUGCAGAGUAUUUCUUAGUUAGUCCUACCCGACUGGAGCACUUUAACACGUUGUCGCAAUAGUUUUGCCUAUCGUGUCAACGACAACAAAAUUCUCGGUAUGACUUUUCCUGUUCGUUGCUUCAAUUGGAUUUUUUUGUUUAUCUCGGCGAUUUUGGAAUUGGUUGCGAUAUAUAAUCUGAUUGAGCUGCUUUACUCGCACUGUGUGCGUGGUGGCGAGUAUGGGAUAUCGGUGUGGUUCUUUAUAUAUUUUCUACCAGCGAUUGCCGCUCAUACAAUUUUAUUUGUCCUUUUUCGACUAUUUUGUCGCACUGUCGGCCUGGAUCCCGUUGCAAUUGUAUUCAAUCUGACCAGCGGCGUCAUAUUGAUUAUUGCCACGCUUAUCGAACUCAUCGCGAUGAAGGAUCAUUGCGGCAAUGAGUUUGGCAAAUUGUUCUAUAUCUCUGGUAGCUGUGGACUGAUUGCGGGCAUAUUCCAUCUAGACGUUAUAUAAAGUCCUCAAGAAAGUCAAAAAAGAACCUAUCGUGACAUACUGAGAGUCGAUUAUAUUGUACUGGACGAAAUCGAAAUAAAUUAUGCCUGUUUAAAUUAACCGGUUUGGGAAGGGCAGUGUUGUUCUCAAGGUCUCAAAAACAAGAUUUUCUGAUUUAAAAAAAAAAAACUUUGUAAAUGUUUUUUAAUUAAAACGGAGUUAAAGUUAACAUUU
Molecule: messenger RNA, 748 nt
Organism: Drosophila novamexicana
Lineage: Eukaryota; Metazoa; Arthropoda; Insecta; Diptera; Drosophilidae
Exons: 4
Coding region: 143-535 (130 amino acids)
Source: RefSeq, a predicted model, not a curated record